CCAUGGUUCGGAAUGGAUAUUGGCGGAACGUUGGUUAAACUGGUCUACUUUGAACCUAAGGACAUUACUGCAGAAGAGGAACAGGAGGAGGUGGAAAACCUGAAAAGCAUUAGGAAAUACUUGACCUCCAAUACAGCCUAUGGUAAAACUGGCAUUCGCGAUGUCCAUCUUGAACUGAAAAAUCUGACUAUGUGUGGUCGCAAAGGAAACCUGCACUUCAUCCGCUUUCCCAGCUGUGCCAUGCACAGGUUCAUACAAAUGGGUAGUGAAAAGAACUUCUCCAGUUUGCACACUACGCUCUGUGCCACAGGAGGUGGAGCUUACAAGUUUGAGGAGGACUUCAGAACGAUUGCUGAUCUACAACUCCAUAAACUGGAUGAAUUGGACUGUUUGAUCCAGGGCCUCCUUUAUGUUGAUUCUGUUGGUUUCAAUGGCCAACCAGAGUGCUAUUAUUUUGAAAACCCUACAGAUCCUGAACAGUGCCAGAAAAAGCCUUACUGCCUUGAUAAUCCAUAUCCUAUGCUGCUGGUUAACAUAGGCUCAGGGGUCAGCAUCCUGGCUGUGUAUUCUAAGGACAACUACAAGAGAGUCACAGGAUCCAGUCUUGGAGGAGGAACAUUCCUGGGCCUGUGCUGUUUGCUGACUGGCUGUGAGACGUUCGAAGAAGCACUAGAAAUGGCCGCGAAGGGAGACAGCACCAAUGUAGAUAAGCUGGUGAAAGAUAUUUAUGGAGGAGACUAUGAGCGGUUUGGCCUUCAAGGGUCUGCUGUAGCCUCAAGCUUUGGUCAUAUGAUGAGUAAAGAAAAGAGAGAUUCCAUCAGUAAAGAGGACUUGGCCAGAGCUACUUUGGUCACCAUCACCAACAACAUAGGUUCUAUUGCUCGCAUGUGUGCAUUGAACGAGAACAUCGACAAGGUGGUAUUUGUUGGCAAUUUUCUCCGAAUUAAUAUGAUUUCUAUGAAGGUGCUAGCAUAUGCUAUGGAUUAUUGGUCCAAGGGACAGCUGAAAGCUCUGUUUUUGGAACACGAGGGUUAUUUUGGAGCUGUUGGGGCUCUUCUAGAAUUGCUUAAAAUGACAGAUGAGCAGUGAUGAAGCUGUCUGAAGAGAUUCCUACUGCAGAUGCUGCUGGAUAAGAGUGAAAGCCACUACAAGGAUGGAAAUGAAGCCAUUAUGGUAGUUCUACCUGCUGGAUUUGUAAAUAAUUUAAAAUCCUUCUAGCUGAUCUUUAACUUCUGGGUUUUGACCUUAUACUUCAGAACUCAUACUGGGAAUAACAAGAAAUUUUUUUUCCUGUACACUGUAUUUUUUAGGGGGAAAAUGUGCAAAGUGGCCAAACCUACAGAUUUUAUGGAUUAAUUUUAGAAAGUGGAUACUGUUUAAUGUAGGGCCUGUGAUAGGAGACAUCUGCUUUUCUUCUGGGGUUUACUGAUUAGUGUGGUAAUUUUGACUUCAUUUAGUAAUCACUCUAGGAGAUUUUUUUAUCUUAUUUUCAUGACGUUUCAUGAUUUGUUCUUGGUUUCAAAUGAAACUACAAAGCUGAUGGAUUUUACUGUGAAAACUAGUCAUUGAUUUUUUGCCUUUCCUUUCCUCAUUAGAUGAGACACCUUUUUAUUUAACAUUCCCCCGAUCCCCCCCAAAAAUAAAU
Opisthocomus hoazin is the source of this 1645-nucleotide messenger RNA. NCBI's taxonomy places the organism in Eukaryota, Metazoa, Chordata, Aves, Opisthocomiformes, Opisthocomidae. The record is from RefSeq and is a predicted model, not a curated record.